Molecule: messenger RNA, 9730 nt
Organism: Archocentrus centrarchus (flier cichlid)
Lineage: Eukaryota; Metazoa; Chordata; Actinopteri; Cichliformes; Cichlidae
Gene: arhgef40
Product: Rho guanine nucleotide exchange factor (GEF) 40
Exons: 27
Coding region: 282-5495 (1737 amino acids)
Molecular function (GO): guanyl-nucleotide exchange factor activity
Source: RefSeq, a predicted model, not a curated record
CGAAGGAGGAGAACGGAGAGGGGAAAAAAUGCAGCUCGGACAUUCCCGGCGAGAAAUACAGCGAGUGUGGAAGUGGAAGGGAAGAGAGGAGAUCUGCUUCUUACGCGCUGAAAUCGUACAGUAUUAAAGCAAAGCUUUAAAGGGGAAACGAACAUAUGAAAUAAAGGAGUUACAGCUUGGUUAUUUUAACUGAGAGGUGGAGAAAGUUUUGCGGAGAAUGCGUAGAGGAAGCGAAUCCAGGAAAGGAGCUGAGGACUAUGUAGGAAUUCCUGACUGAAGUCAUGGGUUCGGAGGCAAUGGAGGACUGUGUGCAGGGGGCGCUCUCAUCACUUUAUCCUCCUUUUGAGAGUACAGCCCCACCCCUCCUCUCCCAGGUCUUCUCAGUCUUGGAGUCAACCUAUCAACAUGACAGUCUUCGCUAUCUCCUGGACUACUUCGUACCUGCAAAGCACCUCCUGCACAAACUCCAGCAGCAUGCCUGUUCUCAGUACCUGGGUUGCUUGUUCCUUCACUCCGGCUGGCCUCUCUGCCUGGGCGAAAAAGUGGUAGUCCAACUUUCCACUUUGGACUGGAGGCUUCUGCGCAGUAAUGACUUCUACCUGCAGGUGGUGCCCUUCUCUACACGUUGCCCAAGGCUGGCACUAAAAUGUCUGGCCCCUGGGGGGCGCACUGUUCAGGAGAUUUUGGUGCCUGAAUCACAGCACCCCCUUGUCUUCACCACUGAGUGGCUUCACAUUGUCAACAAAGAGAGAGGUCACAAGAGAGAAGUUGGAGGAGGACUUGACACCUGUCUGGUCAGUACAUGUGAUGGUGUGGUUAGACUUCCAUGGAAGGAGGUAGUCUACCCAAAAUUUAUCCACGACCCCUCUGAGGAACUGGGCCUAAUGUCAAACCGCCUGCCUAGCGAGGGGGGUAGUAGCCUCGGAGGUUGGGGUGGCUCAUCCUCUGGGGAAUUAGACUCCUGGUCCUGGGAUGAAGAAGAAGAUGAGGAUUUGCCACCGGAUGGUUUGGACUCUGACUGUGUACUCCCACGACGAAGGCGCAGUGAAGAUGGCCUUGGGCGGACAUCGAGGCAAUCUCAGUUCGACGGAGAUUAUGUCGAGCUUUUGGAACCCAGAGGAGGUCCUGAUGGAGGGGUUGAUCCAAGGCAGAGGUACCAAGAGAUGCAUGGGAUCUGUAAAACCAAGACUUUACCUCUAUGCAGGAGAGGUAAGGCCAUCAAGCUUCGCAAAGGAAAGGCCUGGGGAUAUGGGAGAACAGAAAGGUCAGGAAGCUUUCGUUCUAUCCUUGGCAUCAAAGGAGAUGCUGUAACUGCCAAGGGUGAUGCAUUACCGCCACGGCCUCCACCAGGGGUUGCUGAACCUGACCGAGGGAGGCGAUCUUACUCCUCCUCAGUCCAUGACUCUGAUGACGGAGAUAAAAUAAACAGAGAGUCUGAAGGACUAGAAAGCCUUUGUUUCGAUGGCCCGUUCAAGGAGAGGAGACCUGGAGUGGGCAGGGAGAGAGAUAGCAAUGGUCAAACACAGCUAUGCAAAGACGAGCCCAAAAGUAAAGACUCCAAGAGCAAUAUCAGCUUUGACACAAGUGAAAUCCAUGAAUUAGCAAACCACAAAGAUGGACAUGUUGUAGAGGGCCACUCUGAUCAUGGAUCUCAUUCAGACUCUGUUUUUGAGGAUACUGAUAAACCACCGAGCGGAGACAGUGAUGCUACUACCCCAACAUCAGUUGCAAGACAGAGACCAUUCACUGCUGCUUCAAAAAGUGGUGAGAUUACUAACACUGGGUCUAAAAAGAAGAGUUUAUCAAACCCAAAACUCACAGACGAAAGGGAUGAAGGAAAGCUGGAGGACAGAGUGUGCCCAAGAGGAAAAGAAGUUAAAACAGCAGGAUUCAGAGCACCACGGAGGAAAAGGAAGGGAAAGGGGGCCAAAGGGAAAGCUAAAUCUGGGGGUCGUGUAAAAGAGAAGGGCUCGAAAAUGCAGGGUAAAACUCCUCAACCAAGCCCCACCUCAUGCACUGCUUCAAUCAAGCUGCCAAUCACCGAGGAGAGCCAGUCGGAGCAAGCAGAACAGGCUGACCAGUCUGACGGUGUGUCUUCUUCAACUAACAAGGCGACAGAGAACGCAGUGAAAAGCAGCGCAGAAGCUGAAUCAUCUUUGCCUGUGUGUAAUGGACAGUCAAGCACAUCAUUUUUUAACCACUCUAAUGAGGAGGCUGCAUCACCUGACAAACAGAAUGGUGUUACAUCAAAAAAGCCUGCCCUGCUGAGGGAACUGAAUGCAGCCCUUCUCCAGUCAGGGAAGCUCAAGAUGACAGGUACAGUGGACAGGCUGGGGCGGGCUCUGGUUUUCACAGAGAUGGACGCAUCAGAAGAGGGUUUCUCUGAGGAGGAGACGGCCCAUGUCUUGGCCUGCUACCACACAAUCACUCAGCCUGCAGCCAAAGAAAAGGGUUUAACUGUGUUAAUGGACAGCAGACGUGCUCCACCCUCCGCUCUGUUAGCUUCUGCACUUAAAUUGUUCCAGGUGUUGGUCCCCGGCGGUCUUGGAUCUGUUCUGGUUUUGGUGGAAGAGCAGCAGGAGUCCCUUUCUCAGACCCUGGAAGGAGCAGAGGUCCACAUAGUGCGAGGAACAGGGGUUCUUCAGCAAUACAUAGACAAGCAACAGCUACCCAAAGAAGUGGAUGGAGACUUUAUCCACUGCCACUCAGAGUGGCUGUCCUUCAGACUGAGUCUGGAGAGUCUGACAGAGCGCUGUGAGAGCGCACUCUCGCUGCUAGGAGAAGCACUGCAGUCUAUGGACACUGAGCCGAUGCCAGACAACAUAAAGGCUGUUCCUCUGAGCAUUGACAAACACAGACAGCUCAUGGCGAGCGUCCUGGCUGACCAACGGUUAACUGAAGUGCAGCAGAGGGGCGGAGCCUGGCUUGCUGGAUUGACAAACAGGGCGUCUGGACUGGCACAAAAGUCACCAGACUGCAGGGCUGCUCUUGCUGCAACCUCCAAACUGUAUGACAGCGUGGACGAUGCACUGCAUCGGCUCGUCCGAGUGUCCAACCAAAGAGGUCGUGACCUGGAGGCUCUGGGACGUCUAGCGGGGUUGGUGGACAAACUGGAAAAGUGUGAUAAAGAGAUUGAGCGAGUUCAGUCACAGCUGGAGGACUACAAGGACCCUCCUCUCUCGCUCAGCAGACUCUCACUCAAACAGCAGAAGUUCAAGACAUUCAGAGAAAUGGCGAAUGAGCUGCACAGUGAGACGUUGUCAGUGCUCAGUAAUUUGGAGGGUUGGUGUGAACUGGACUGGGCAGGCCUGAGUGACGUCCAGAUCCGACUCCCUCCAGUCAGGGAAAAGCUAAGGGAUAUGUCCCACUGUCUGUCUGACUGCUGGACCACUCUAGACAACACACAGAGGUUGUUGUCUACUCUGACUGAGGCCACCCAGUGGUGCGAUGCAGUCUCCUCCACUUCCUCUUCACCCUCUCCACCUUCUUCUACCUGCCCCCUCGCCUCCCUCCCUCCAAUCCCCCCGUCCCGUUUUCAGGAUGCACGUUCUUUAGCUAUAGAGCUGGGUGGUGGGGCACUCCUGGAUCUCUGGACCCAGACAGUUGAGCGCUACCAACGAACCGUAGCACAGGUCAAACCUCGAUUCCUCCAGUCUGACAGGACACAAAAUCAGGGACAUGGGAAAUCCAAAACACCCUCUGCCAGCAGCCUGUGGGACCUGAUGGGCCCUGAGGGAGAGGGUGACUCCUGGGGGCUGGGAGCUGGAGGAGGGGAAGGGGGAAUGCAGUCCUGGGGAUCCCUAGCAUCACUGUUCAGGCCGCAGACAUGCUCCACGCUGAAGAUAGGAGAGGAGAAAGGGAAUAAGAAAGAGGCAACAGCAGGAGGAAGUGGUGCUGGAGUAGGUGGGGCUGGAGGAGGGAAGUUCCUGCAGAACCUUCUGAAUCCUGCAAAGAAGAGUCCCACAGAGACUCCUCUUCCUUCCAAGCCACCUCGGAAGCGUCACCCAAGCUUUGACCUCCAGGCUCUCCUGGCCCCCCGUAGAGGUACUGCCACCCCCAAACCCACUGAGUCCUCAGUGGCUGGGGCAACCCGUAACUCCCCCAUGUCCUGGCUGGGACGACGGGCAUUAGCUGACCCAGUCAUCACUACUAGCAUGGCAGCAGCUAUCCCAGGAUGGGGCAGUGGCGGAAGCGGCGGAGGUGGAGGGGUGCUGAUCCGAGGAGUGGAGGUCAGCAGCAAGGAGGUGGUGGAUCACACAGGGUCACCGCGGCAGCAUGUUCUGCUGGGCAGGACUGACAGGGAGACGGGGACGGAUAGGGCGGGUUCAACUGCUCAGAGUAAGCUGUACCUGCUUUGGUGUAGGAUGCUGAGUUCGGAGAGGCAGUACGUGACUGUGCUAAAGGGCGUAGAGGAGACAUACCUCCCCUUACUGGAGCUGUCAGACACUCCAGCUUCCAUCAAAGGGAAGGCAGACUUGCUCUUUCCCAGCUGGGCCAGCCUCACCACCUUUCACUCACAGAACCUACUCCCUGCCAUGGAGGGCGCUCUUGUGCAAAGCUUGUUGCAACAGGACUGCUUCAGCAAAUUUCGGGACCAGUUUCUGCAGUAUUCCCAAUACAUUAGGACCAAACCAGAUCUGGAUUCUCCACCGGUCACACAAGCCGCUGACUUUUUUAAGUCCAAACUUCCCCAAGCCUCCCCCCUCUCCCCUCUGGCCUUUCCUCACUGUCUUCAGGCUCCCAUUCAGAGGCUGGAGCAGUACUGUGAGGCCCUAGAGGAACUGGGGGGCAUAAAUCCCGCCUCUGACUCGGCCCUCUCCAUCCUGAGACACGCCCAGCGGCACGGCGAGGACCUCAGGGCCAGUGACCUCAUCGUUGGAUGUCCGAUCCAUGUGACGGAGCGUGGCGAGCUGGUGCGGCAGGGCGAGCUGACGGUGUGCAGUGGAACUCGGAGGAAGCGGGCGGGCGUGAGGAACGUUUUCCUUUAUCAGCACGUCGUAAUCUUCACCAAACAGAAGAGUCCCAGCCCGGGACGCACCGCCUACAGUUACAAACACAGCAUCAAGACAAGUGAGAUGGGUCUGACUCAGAGUGUCGGUGAAGAGGGAGUGAAGUUUGAGGUGUGGGUCCGACAGGCUCCGAGGACCAGAGACUGCAUCACCCUGCAAGCACGUGACAGGGAAGACCGAGAGACCUGGACUCAUGACAUUGCCCAUCUGCUGUGGACACAUGCCAUCAACAACACAGAGUUGUGUUUGAAGGAGUCCCUCUGUAUGGGAGUUUCCAGUAAGCUUCUGCUGGAUGCAACAGGAACUCCAGUCUCAGAGCUGGACUCCAUCUACAGUCUGACUGACAGAAUCCACAGUAGUUGUUCAGACUCCUCUUCUGUUGGGAGUCAGAAGGAGGGGGGCUCUCCGGCGUCUGGGAGGGACCCCAGGAGAAGCUCUGGAUCAACAAGCUGCGCGCAGAGUCAGUCUCCCUCUACAGCUGUGUGACUGUCAUCUCAAUAAGAAAACUGGACCUUGGACUUUUUUUUGAAGCUUUUAAACAUCUCUGUUUCACCUCUGGGCGAACCAAACUGGACUUUGAGGAGGAUGAAGACAAAAGAGGGACCCCCUCCUCGGCCACCCACCCUUUUGAACUUCUCCCACAUGCUUUCUCCCCUUCCCCUUUUUCCCUGUUCAUCGCUUUAAAAUAAAUAAAAUGCCAGCAGAUUAAGCGGAGCAGCACAGCACUGCUUUUCUCCAUUUUAAAACCUCCCAGCUCUGAUAUGACCCCCCACCAAAGAAAAUCUGCAUCCAAAAAGGAUCAAAACUGUCCUGUUUAAAUCAUGACAAGCACCAGCGGGGCUCUCUGCGCUCCGCCAUUUUGGAUCUGCCAGUCUCAGUUGCUGGCAGAGUCAUUGACACCAAAGGCACUUCAGCCACACAGUGCGGCCAUUGUCUGCCCCACGGCUCCCCACUAGGCCAAACCACUUGGUCUGAACCACUGACUGCCUAGGCUGGCUGACUGUACGCAUCACAUGCUCCAGCAUCUGAUAAUAAACAGGAAGUAAUAUGCAGGGCGUAAAUCCACUGUUGGAUUGCAGAUUUAGAAUGUAUUAUGUUCUUUAUCAUUUUCAUAACGCAGAAUGGAGUACUGUACGCUUUUUUUUCCCUCCCCUGCCAGUGUAAAAAUGCGCAGCAUAGCCUAGGUGCGAUUGCAUCUAUGUAAAUUAAGCAAGGGUGGUGCAAGCAUACACACACGCUCACAUUCACACACACAAUGUCCCUCAAACACAUGCAGUCACUCUUAUUGUUAUAAGACAGUGGAGCACUGUUCACAUUCUCAUGCCCGCACACUCGCUGUGACCAGUUUAGAGCCUGGUACAGUGGCAUCAACGACAGGCAAGGUUACAUCUGAAACACAUGCCGUAAGCUUUGCCUUGAUGAAGAACAGGAAGGAUUUACAGCAUCAUAUAUGACUGCUAUAGUGUUUGUUUAAGCUAACAUGUUUUUAUUAACAGUGACCACGAUUUAAAGGCAAAAUGGUAUUUAGUCGUCUUUACAGUGUAACUUAAAUCAGCAACAUUUUGGUGCCUGAAAAUGUUCUCCAAUGUACUGAAGAACAUUUUAACAUAAGAUGCCAUAUUCUUAAUGCCAAAGGUAUAAAAUGGGUGACUGUGCAAUGGUGAUUUCUGUAGAUUUAGCAUAGGCCUUCCUCAUUGAAAUGCUGUCUCCAUGAAAUGGAGAAAGUUGGGCCUGUUCAUUGGGUUACUUUGUGGUUUUACUGCUUCUGUUCUUGUGGCCAGAAGAUACGAACAACAUCUAAUUCUUUUAAUAGAAAUAAUUUAAUCUAAUUUAACAUUAGAGUUUGGAAAAUCUUGCUAAAAUUGAGAUUCCUUGGGAGUGUAUUUAUGUUCCCAGGGUCCUAUAUUUGGCAAUUCCAUAUUAUUUUAACUCAUGUCAGCCCUCCUGUUCUGUUUGGGCUUAACCCACAUCAUGUUAAGUACAUUUGGGAUCCCAUUAUAUUCUGGGAAGCUGAUGAACAAAGAACUCUGGGAACAUAGUAUGACCCUGUUUUCUUUAUCCUGAAUUUUAAAGGUACAUUGUCUACAGUAAGACUGAAAAUGGGAGAAAAUCUAGACUCAGUGUGCCUAAAAACACUGACAGCACAGCUAAGCUUUAUAUUGUAUGUGCUCAUGCAUUCAUGCAGGAAUUUCCUAAACUGGGAAGUCAAAGAAGACGUGCUGUAUUUUCUUGCUAAGGGUAUUAAAAUAUGUUCCAAUAUAAUACCAACAGCAACAACAAUGCUUUUCCUGACCUUUUACAAGGGUUACUGCUAAUAAGUAACUUUUCUAUCUAAUUUGGGUCAUUAUGUGGGUAGAAAGAUGUUAGUUGAUAGGGGCAAAAAUGCAAGUUAUGAAACUGCACCAUUAAUCAAAAUGUUCCUACCAUCAACCAAAUAUUUUCCUUUAUUGGCCAUGUUUUACUUCUGUUUUUUUUUUUCUGCUGUUAGCUCAGUAACAGCUAAAAUAAAAAUUUAAGCCAUCUCAAUACUGAGAUAGCACUGUUAAGGUUAAUUUGUUGCUGGCCUUGCUAGUUAAGCAUUUUGAGAAUUCACUUUCAACCAGCUGGUUGAAAGUGUUCUUUUUCUUUACAGCAACUGUCGGGUGAUUAGCUUAACUUAGCAUAAAGACUGUAAAUUAAGGGAAGUAGCGAGCAUAGCUUUGUCUGCAGGUGCAACUAUUGCUAAAGGUAGGCUUCAGGUGUCAGAUGUUUUGAUAAAACAAAGGAACAAGUAAUAUUGCAUUAAUAUGGUGGCUUACUGUUUCCCUUUGUUUUCAGUCCUUGGGCUAAGGUCAGCUACCUGCUGCUAGUUAUAGCUUUGUAUUCAAUAAGGAUGUUUGUGGUGACUAAUUUACUAGUUGUUUAAACAAGAGAAAUAUAUUGGCUAAAAAAAUGUUUUGUGUGUACUCUAGGAGCUAUUGGAAACCACUAAUCAUGUUCAGCAUUAAUCAGAUCAUGUUUUAAAUGUCUCUGAAAUGUGUGGAGAGUUACUCUGUGUAUAAACUUUUAAAAAAAAAACACACAAUGUCAGAUUAGUUUACAGAGUCUGGCUAAUUCCUGCAGUGCUAUCAGCAGUAGCCUUGGUUUCUUCCAGGCUGGCAUCCACACCCUGGUGGCGAAUAUGGUUAAACAUCACUUAACAUUGGUUAAACAAAUACUUUAGGAAUCUGUCAAAAAUGUGUUUAAAAGUAGAAAAUAUAUUGUUAUUUAGGAGGCAAAUAACAAACUGAAUUCACAUUUUUAUCCCUAAAUUUGAGAAGGCACACUGGACUUCUCUGAGAAGUCAGAAAUUAAGCAAGCAUAACAUCCAGCCACCACUAAAAUUCAUUUUUCCUUUCAGAAAUACAAGUAAAUGACUAUAAUUUAGCACCUUAAAAAAAAAGUGUUAUUCUAUUUUUGUGCUUUUUCUGUAAAACAGUAAAUUUGAAAAUGGAUAACAACAAUAAUUAUAUUUCACAAAAAAAAAAAAAUACUAAUUUUGAUUACUGAUGGACUGGUUAGGGCAGCUGUGGCAUAAACCUCACAUUGGGUGGUAUUUUAUUAUUUUUAUUUAUUUAUUCUUUUUUUUUAAACAUCAAAGCAUUACAGAACUAUGGUUUUACUUUCCAACUUCACAGAAGUUGUGCAUAGAGGGAUGCAGCCAUCCAUCCGAGCUGCAGUCCCAGGUAGUGGCCAGUUGCGUCGUAACAUCUUUGAACCAGUAACUACUGUUUAACAUUGAUAAAAUAAGAAUAAUACGUUUAACCAACUAGUAUUUCUGGCACAGCAACAUAUAGUCAACCAGUUUUGCAGAUCCCUGGUAUUUAACAUACAUGCUUGAGAAAUCAAGUUAAUCAUCUUAUCUAAUUUGCAGCAUUAAGUUUCUUCUCUACAAUCCCACAUUUUCCCUCUAAGAUAUCAAACCUCAAAACUAACAGAACGAGAGAUAAAACUAACUUCCACUUCCUGUACUGCUCUGUGGUGACUUGUUGCUAGAGGGCCCAUGAACAGAAAUGCUGUCACAGUGCUGACUUGUGUUCUCACUCUCUGAACAUGAAAUGAAUUAUAAGGAAACAUCCAAAAAAGAUGUACAAGAUAUGCAGAACUCAACAUUUUAUCUUAUGGUGCGGCCCCGAAAAGGUUUCAGGAUUUCACAGUGUUGUUCAUGUUUUAUGGCAGCAAGUAUGCAGGGCAGUAAAACCAACAAGCAUGCAUUCAGUGGUUUGACUGGUUAGCAUGUGUAUCAAACAAUACUGUGCUUAAGGUACAAUAUGAAACCGGCAGGUAUCGAAAACCGGCAGCAGCGGGAGGUCAAGCUCAUGUCUGCAGACAGCAGCAGCAGCAGCAGCAGCGGUUUGUUACUGUUAUCAGAUUUAGCACGUUUCAUAUCUGCAUCCAAAUUCAAAAAUUGCAAAUGGCUAUUGAGCUGUUUCUGAAUCAAUAUGUAAUUUGUUGGCUCGGAGAAGUCUGUACACUUCAUAGCCUUUAGCUGUUUGGUACAUUGCAUUAUAUUGGAAGCAAUGUAAUGAACACCAUCUUUCAUUCCUGCUGCAGCAUAAAUUGUCAUAUGCAGAAUCUCUCACUUUUGUAUGUCAGUAUUAAUGUAUAGAAACUUUUCUCUUUUUCUUUUUGUAUGGAACACUUUGCCUGAUGUUUACAUUUUUGGAAGCAACGUGGAAUGUUUGACAUGCAUGUUAUGCUUA